CAGAAUCGUGUUACGAGUUGUCGCUUAGAGAUAUUGUGGCGGAAGAUUCGGAUGACUUCGGGUUAACGAUGGGAGAAAUGGUGGAUACGAAGCCUAAGGCGAAGGCAAAGAAGAAGGGUCCGAUUUCAAGGAGCGUGAGCCUUGAUACCGGAGUUUUUCUUCUCAAGAUGUUUAUCCCGAUGAGUUCGUUUGGCUUGAAGAAACAUAAGCAGACGUCUCGAAGCAUGUCAACGGAUGGUUCUAGAAAAUAUCCCGUCGACGUGAAACAAUAUUGGAAGACUUGGCUUUUUGUUGAAAACAAUAAUACCGUUAGUAGCAGAUUGUCAGACAAUAAUAAAGACCGUUCUACUACAGUCAAAAUCAGGUAUGGAAGAUAUUGGUUCACAAGUAAAUCAACAAACCAAAAGGGAUGCAUCUUCUUUUGAGCAUUGAAAACCUCAACAACCAUAACUUAUUCACAUGUGAUUAGGUUUUUGGAAAAUCAGUUUCAUUCUUAUAUUCACAUGUUUGAAUAAAAGAUUAA
Molecule: messenger RNA, 523 nt
Organism: Cynara cardunculus var. scolymus (artichoke)
Lineage: Eukaryota; Viridiplantae; Streptophyta; Magnoliopsida; Asterales; Asteraceae
Exons: 2
Coding region: 69-425 (118 amino acids)
Source: RefSeq, a predicted model, not a curated record